This is a messenger RNA of Thlaspi arvense, 594 nucleotides long. Lineage: Eukaryota; Viridiplantae; Streptophyta; Magnoliopsida; Brassicales; Brassicaceae. The record is from the annotation of a GenBank genome assembly.
AUGAAGGGUUUUCAUCAAAGAGAUCAACAGGAUACAAAUAGCUCCAAGUCGAUGGAGACGAAGAGGAGGAAGAACAUGAAGAGAUUGGGAGGCAGUGGUCUCUCUCUCGAAACUUUUGCGAACUUGAAAUCGAAAAACAAUCACUAUAACCCUGCUUUGAUCAAAAAGCAAAAAGAAUUCUACAAGAAUGCAAAGUAUGUGAGCAAGUUUAAGAAGUCGAUGAAGCAGCAGAACUCUCAUGGAAAGAACGAGACUGGAGAGAGUAGCAAGCAGGAGUUUCAUGAAAAGAAUGAGACUGGAGAGAGUAGCAAGGUAGAUGAUGAUAAGCAGAAGGGUAAAUCUAACAAGAGAAUCGGUGUGGAGGAUGUGUACAAGCAGACACGAGAAGAGAUGGAGAAAGCGAGGAUGGAGAGAGAAGCUGCGUUUCAGGCGAAGAAGCAAGCCAGGGAAGAAGCUGAAGCCAGGAGGAAAGCAGCAAGAGGGAAGAUGCUGAAAAAGACUCGACAUGGUCAGCCUGUAAUGAAAUACAGAAUUGAGCAUCUUCUUGAAUCCAUCAAGAAAACUGCUGCAAACAAUGGAAACAGAACCGCAUGA